AGCGCGGGGACUGCGCCGCCGCUCGGGCUCCGGCUGCUCCGCGGGGCUCGGCGCGCGAAUUCCGGCGAGGCCCCGCGAGCUCCCGGGCGGGCGACCCAGCAUGGCGGUGGAGGAGGAAGGGCUCCGGGUCUUCCAGAGCGUGAAGAUCAAGAUCGGUGAAGCCAAAAACCUUCCCACGUACCCGGGGCCAAACAAGAUGCGAGACUGCUACUGCACCGUAAACCUGGACCAGGAGGAGGUUUUUAGGACCAAAAUUGUGGAGAAGUCACUCUGCCCUUUCUACGGAGAAGACUUCUACUGCGAAAUUCCUCGGAAUUUUCGGCACCUGUCAUUUUACAUUUUCGAUAGAGAUGUUUUCCGGAGGGAUUCCAUCAUAGGGAAGGUGGCCAUCCAGAAGGAGGACCUGCCCAAGUACCACAACAGGGACACGUGGUUCCAGCUGCAGCACGUGGAUGCAGACUCUGAAGUGCAGGGCAAGGUCCACCUGGAGCUGAGGCUGAGUGAGGUCAUCACCGACACGGGCGUCGUCUGCCACAAGCUGGCCACGCGCAUCCUCGAGUGCCAAGGCCUUCCCAUCGUGAACGGGCAGUGUGACCCCUACGCCACCGUGGCCCUGGCAGGACCGUGCAGAUCAGAGGCAAAGAAGACGAAGGUGAAAAAGAAGACCAACAACCCGCAGUUUGAUGAAGUGUUUUAUUUUGAGGUGACCAGACCCUGCAGCUACAGCCGGAAAUCCCACUUUGACUUUGAGGAGGAAGACGUAGACAAACUUGAAAUCCGAGUUGACCUCUGGAAUGCCAGCAACUUGAAAUUUGGAGAUGAGUUUCUGGGAGAACUAAGGGUUCCGCUGAACGUGCUGCGACAGUCCAGCUCUUACGAAGCCUGGUACUUCCUUCAGCCCCGAGACAACGGCAGCAAGAGCCUGAAGCCAGGGGACUUGGGAUCUCUGCGGCUGAACGUGGUCUACACUGAAGACCACGUCUUCUCCUCCGACUACUACGGCCCGCUGCGGGACCUGCUGUUGAAGUCUGCGGAUGUGGAGCCGGUGUCCGCAUCCGCAGCUCACAUCCUGGGCGAGGUGUGCAAGGAAAAGCAGGAGGCCGCCAUCCCGCUGGUGAGGCUCUUCCUGCACUAUGGCCGGGUCGUGCCCUUCAUCAGCGCCAUCGCCAACGCCGAGGUCCGGAGGACCCAGGACCCCAACACCAUCUUCCGAGGAAACUCCUUGACCUCCAAGUGUAUCGAUGAGACAAUGAAACUGGCAGGGAUGCAUUACCUGCACGUGACCCUGAAGCCCACCAUAGAGGAGAUAUGCCAGAGCCACAAAUCCUGUGAAAUUGACCCUGUGAAACUGAAAGACGGAGAAAACCUUGAGAACAACAUGGAGAAUCUUCGGCAGUACGUUGACCGCAUCUUCAACAUCAUCACCAAAUCGGGAGUGAGCUGCCCGACCGUCAUGUGUGACAUUUUCUUCUCUCUUCGGGAGGCGGCUGCCAAGCGCUUCCAGGAUGACCUGGAUGUGCGGUACACAGCUGUGAGCAGCUUCAUUUUCCUGAGGUUUUUCGCUCCUGCUAUCCUGUCCCCCAACCUCUUCCAGCUCACGCCUCACCACACGGACCCGCAGACAUCGAGAACGCUGACGCUUAUCUCGAAGACCAUUCAAACGCUUGGCAGCUUGUCCAAAUCAAAAUCUGCCAGUUUUAAGGAAUCCUACAUGGCUGCGUUUUAUGAAUUCUUCAAUGAGCAAAAAUAUGCUGAUGCAGUAAAAAACUUCUUAGAUUUGAUCUCAUCUUCUGGGAGAAGAGACCCCAAGAGCAUCGAGCAGCCCAUUCUGCUCAAGGAAGGGUUCAUGAUUAAGAGGGCACAGGGACGGAAACGCUUUGGAAUGAAGAAUUUUAAGAAAAGAUGGUUCCGCCUGACCAACCAUGAGUUUGCCUACCAGAAAAGCAAAGGAGACCAGCCUCUGUGCAGCAUUCCCAUCGAGAACAUUCUGGCAGUGGAGAGACUGGAGGAGGAGUCCUUCAAGAUGAAGAACAUGUUCCAGGUCAUCCAGCCGGAGCGAGCUCUGUACAUCCAGGCCAACAACUGUGUGGAGGCCAAGGCCUGGAUCGACAUCCUCACCAAAGUGAGCCAGCGCAACAAGAAGCGCCUCACCGUCUACCACCCCUCCGCCUACCUGAACGGCCACUGGCUCUGCUGCAGGGCCUCGUCGGACACAGCUCCUGGCUGUUCCCCCUGCACCGGUGGCCUCCCAGCAAACAUCCAGCUGGACAUCGAUGGGGACCGAGAGACAGAGCGUAUCUACUCCCUCUUCAACUUGUACAUGAGCAAGCUAGAGAAAAUGCAAGAGGCCUGUGGCAGCAGAUCUGUGUACGAUGGCCCCGAGCAGGAGGAGUACUCCACAUUCAUCAUCGACGACCCCCAGGAGACCUACAAGACUCUGAAGCAGGUUAUCACUGGGGUGGGGGCCCUGGAGCAGGAGCACGCCCAGUACCGAAGGGACAAGUUCAAAAAGACCAAGUAUGGGAGCCAGGAGCACCCCAUCGGAGACAAGAGCUUCCAGAACUACGUCAGGCAGCAAUCUGAGACCUCCACCCAUUCCAUUUGAAGCCUGCAGGCUGUCCUGGCCGGGAUGGCCCUGUGCUGCCCCAGGAGAGCCACGGUCUCCGGGAAGGAGGGGACAGAGGAAAGACGAGAGGCCGCAGCCAGCAGGGAAAGGGACCCACACGUCUUCAGCUCACACAGAUGGCACGCACCGGGCUCAGGGGACCGCGGGGACUCUGCCUGUGGUGGCUGUGCAUUUUGCUCACCCUGCUGGCUGGCGCCCCAUAGCACUGCUUGCGUCUGUGUGCUUUUGCCUUUGUGGGGCUCUGUGUGCCCGCACCCCCGGAGCCCUCCGGCACUCUUCCUUAACAUCCUGCUUCCACAAGACGGGAUGCUAGUGGCGUGAUUUGUUUCCCGUGAGCCUGCCUCCUGGUGGUGUUCUUCCUGGCUGGAGGGCCCGCUUUGUGGCUUCGUGGUGCUUAACCGCACGAAGUCACAAUUUGAGGAUGCUCCUGAUGUUUUGGAGGUACAGGGUCCUGCAGAGAGCACCUGGGCGGGGUUUCCAGUCUGCCCUCCCAGACGCUGGAGUCCCGUCCCGUGGGCCGCAGAGGCCAGUCCGUGGCCUGCAGAUGCUGCCGGAGCCAGCGGCAGGCUGAGCGUGCCCCUUCAAGCAAAAGCUGUGGUUGUUUUGCCGUCUGUGGGGCUUCAAAGUAGAAUCCACACUGGCUGCCCCUUGUGGGAGUUUGGGGAAGGUUUUUAAGAUAAGAAAUGUACAUUAUUUUCAAGCUGGUUUUCUUAAUGUUUUUAAAGGACUGCUUCUAAUGAGCUCUUUGAUAUCAAGUACCUCAAACAUGUAAACCUGUGCUCAUCAAAGGGGAGGGCGCCACGGCGGAGUGACAGCGGGCCCGCAGUGCACCCCCCAGAUGCCAGUCCCAGGCCCUCCGCAGUCCCCAGGGGAAGUGAGGAUGUCCUGAGCUUGAGCCGGGACACCCCCCACCCCCACCCCAGGCCCCAGCAGCAGCAAUUUGCUGUGUCUCUGAAGCUCCUAGAAGCUGCCAGGCAGUGGAGGGGCAUCUCUUAGGGGUCGGGGCCCCUGAUGAGGAGCAGUUAGCCCUCGACACUUGGAAAGCACUGUCUGACACGUAGACCUUGUGCCCGUAUCUGCCCUUCUUUGCAAAUACUGUCCUUCAGACUCUGACUGAUGGCAGAUAGUAGCAUUACUUGUCACAAAAAUGGUGGAGGAAAAUGUUGCAAAAACUUUGGGACACACAGCUAUGAGGCUGCACAGAACUGCAAUUUUUAACAUGGAUUUGUAACUUAAUGUUUCUGUUUAUAAGAUACUAAUGAUUUGCAAUGUAUUUUACUGGCCAAUUAAAACAGACCUUUUAUUCUUUC
Messenger RNA from Panthera uncia (snow leopard), 3936 nucleotides. RefSeq names its product RAS p21 protein activator 3 (gene RASA3). NCBI's taxonomy places the organism in Eukaryota, Metazoa, Chordata, Mammalia, Carnivora, Felidae. Gene Ontology annotation, molecular function: GTPase activator activity. The record is from RefSeq and is a predicted model, not a curated record. Bases 101 to 2605 code for a protein of 834 amino acids. Gene Ontology annotation, biological process: negative regulation of Ras protein signal transduction; regulation of GTPase activity; intracellular signal transduction. The transcript is spliced from 24 exons.